Paramecium octaurelia is the source of this 1041-nucleotide messenger RNA. Lineage: Eukaryota; Ciliophora; Oligohymenophorea; Peniculida; Parameciidae. The record is from the annotation of a GenBank genome assembly.
AAUGUCCACAUAAUAUCGAAUACCCUCUAAUGAUAAUUAUAUUCGCGAUCUGGAAAAUCUUUCCUAAAGGUAUUUCAAAUUACUUAUCUUAAGAGAACGGCAUGGAUUAUUCUCAUAGCCUCCUCCUCUUUCAGUUGGUGAUUAGUACAACGAUUCUCAUAAAAGUAUUAAGAAAAUACUAAGUAGGGAUGGGAAAGAAAAAGGGAGUUCUAAUUAAUUAAAAAAUACAAAAUCAUCAUGAACCUUCAUUAUUUAUGAACCCAGGUUAUAUUUCAGUAGGUGAUCCUUACAAAGAUCCCUUUAAGGCAAAAUAAAUUUAUCAAAAAGAAAGAGAAAUGGCAGUAACAAAUCCUCAUAGCUUUAAACCCACUGAUAAAUCUAAAUCUAUGUACCUCUAUAGGUAUCAUAUUUAUUUAGAAAACACUCCGAAUUUUAGCAUUUGAAAGAAUACGAAGAUAAAAGGUACAAUACUAGAAAAGCAUCAGGAGAGGUUAUCACUUAAGCUAGAAAUUUUUAAACAAAUCCAGCAAAAAAAGGAGUGGGAAGAACAACAAUAAAUACCUUGUUUGGAAAUUAUGAAUAUAUCCCUGACCCAUACGAUAGAUAAGAAGAAUUAGAUAGGUCAGAGAGACUUAAAUAUAAGAGCAAAUUCUUACCAGGAACCAUCAGAUUUGUUUCAACUAGUCAUGGAAAUCGCCCUUUUACAUCUGAUGGAGAACUGUUAGAUGGAGCAGGAUAUGUAUUUAAUUAAUUCAUUAUAUCAAGAAUCAAGAAAAAGUUUAGCGUCCAAGAUAUACAGGGGUUUCUUUUAGGCCACCUAAUAAAAAUAAAUCUGGAUUUUAAGGAACUUUUGAAAUCUUUUAAUAUGUUGAAGAAGGAGCUCCAAUACCAAAAACAAAAUAAAAUACUUUCUCAAAAUUAUUAAAAACUGAUACUUUUGAAAGACCAUGGAGGCCUAAUUCAAAUGGGACAUUUGCUAGACCAUGUCCAAGUGUAACUGAAAAAUUAAGAAAUAAAAGUGGAGGUACUACGAGGAUUUGA